Messenger RNA from Engraulis encrasicolus (European anchovy), 2284 nucleotides. RefSeq names its product cytidine and dCMP deaminase domain containing 1 (gene cdadc1). Gene Ontology annotation, cellular component: cytoplasm. Lineage: Eukaryota; Metazoa; Chordata; Actinopteri; Clupeiformes; Engraulidae. Bases 120 to 1736 code for a protein of 538 amino acids. The record is from RefSeq and is a predicted model, not a curated record. The transcript is spliced from 9 exons. Gene Ontology annotation, molecular function: zinc ion binding; hydrolase activity.
CCGCCCAUUUUGUCUACGUAAUGCGAUAUAGGAAGAGGAUGGACUAUCCUGGCUGGGAAGAACAAUAUCAGAUGUUAAACUGACAGAUGAGACACGAUAAUCUGUGGCUGAAAGAUUGAAUGGAAGCAGGAGACAUAACUGGGGCACGAAAACAUACUUCGGACCAAAAGUGCGUCACUGAUCGAAUCACGGGAAACAGCCAUGUAAAGGACGCCAGUUCACAGACCGACCCCAAAGUGCAAGGUCAUGGACCUCGAUUAUCGAAAGUUAACCUUUACACUUUGCUGAGCCUAUGGAUGGAACUAUUUCCUCAGAAAUGCAAGGAGUCCAGAAACGAAACUGAGAAUGAGCUUACUCGUAGAACAGGUCUGGUGGUGGUCCAGGGGCGGAGGGUGCUGGGGCUCCACUGCUCAGGGCCGGAGCUGCACGCUGGCCAGGUGGCGGUCAUCAGGCACGGGCAUCGACUGGCCGGCUGCGACCUCUACUUCUCCAGGAAGCCCUGCUCCACCUGCCUCAAGAUGAUCAUCAACGCUGGUGUCAGUCGGAUAUCCUACUGGCCUGGAGAUCCAGAGAUCAGCCUGCUACUCCCUAGAACCAGCAGCAGCAGUAGCAGCAGAGCCAGUAGUCUCCUGGAGGCGGAGCUGGACGCCGCAGCCGCCGAGAAACUCAAGUCCAGCAGCCGGCCGCACAUGGGAGUCCUCCUGCAGCCCCUCUCCUGCCACAUGCAGCAGUUUGUGGAGGAGGAGUCGUCCUCCUGCGACUUCCAGGAGAAGAUGGCCUCCGACGGCGGUGCAGGUGCAGGUGCAGGUGGAGGAGGAGGAAGGGCCAGAUCAUCAUCCAGGCCGUCGGACGCGGCCCCUCCCCUCGACGUCCGAGAGCUCUUCAGAAGACAGCAGUGGAGGAACCGGGACGAGUUCUCCCGGGCGUUUUUGGACGUGGACGAGGCGAACCAUCGGGAACUAUUGACCAAGAUGGGUCUGGUGACGUUCUGCACCGAGCCCUAUUUCAGCAACCUGAGGCAGCACAUGACUGACUUGGUCAGGCUGUUGUCCUCUGUGGCGUCCAGCGUUCCGUUUCUAGAAGAUGGCGGUUAUGGAUUCUACCAGAAAGACGGUUCUGGUGUCUUGCAUCCCCCUGAUAUAGCCCAAGAUGUUCUCAGGCACUGCAUCAUUCAAGCCCAACUGUUAGCUUUUAGAACUGAGGACCCCAAGGUUGGAGUCGGAGCCGUGAUCUGGGCCGAGGGACAGCUGAGCUCGUGUGAUGGUACUGGUAACCUGCACCUGGUGGGCUGUGGCUAUAAUGCCUACCCGGUGGGCUCAGAGUAUGGGGAGUACCCGCAGAUGGGCACCAAGCAGAAGGACCGCCAGAGCAGGAAGUACCGCUACAUCAUCCACGCAGAGCAGAACGCACUGACCUUCAGGAGUGUGGAGAUAAAAGACAGGGAGAAGACGAUGAUGUUUGUCACCAAAUGCCCAUGUGACGAGUGUGUGCCCCUGAUCCGGGGAGCUGGUAUCCAGCAGGUAUACACUACAGACCUGGACAGUGGCAAGAACAAGAACGACAUCUCCUACCUGAAGUUUGAUGGCCUGCAAGGAGUCCAGAAGUACAUUUGGCAGAGAAGACCACAGACGAGGGAUGGAAGUCAACAGCAAUCUUUAGCAAAUGGAUGUCUGAAGCAUGCAAGGCAGGCAGAGGAGGAGCCGAACAUGUUAUCGAAUAAGAGGCUGCGUUGUUGAACACCUCACCAGUGACAAAAAAUGGGAAUGGGGGAGGGGAAUAUAUUCCCCUGGACACUGUAUGAAAAGCGUGCCGUUGCUUACAAGAAAAAGGGUCUGGUUGGGUUGUCGAAAUGUGCUGGUUUUUAGAGAGGCCAGAGAUGGCAACUUUAAAGUGAUCCCUUUUGUUGCUUCCAUAGAAAAUAUCACAAAGCCUUGCCAAUCCAAAUACUUGGUUUUACCGUUCUAACAUCUUUGAUCAAGGUGCUGCAUGUCUUGACUCCACCAUCCAUCAUAGCGCAAUAAGGAAAAAGGGCAUUUGUUUUAAUUAUUUGGCCUUGUUAGAGUUGAGGUCAGACCAUAUCAUACUGUAAUACAUUAUCUAGUUGCCUGCAUGUUGACUUUGCAAAAGAGUUUUAAGUCUAUCUAUUUUAAGAUUUUGUCACAUUUUAAAAAGACUUUAAUGAGACAAGCGGUUAUGUAAGAUGUGUGAAUGAAGAACAAUAUGUAAAUAUGUGAUGUGUGCAGGAAAGAAAUGGUUGUGAAAGAAAAUAGUUUGUUGUCCCUGU